GCAGUAGUAGUAGUACUAUAAAAGCUAGCACGCUAGAGGUCGAAACUUAGUCGUUUGUUGUGAGUUCAAUUGAAAAGUUCAUUAACAAUGAUUAAAUACACUUCGAUCGGGCUAUUGCUCGUAUUACUUUUGAGCAUUAAGACUCAAGAAAGUAAUGGAGCCAAUAUCUUGGGAAUUUUCGGCACACACAGUCCCUCCCAUGUGAUCGUGCACAUGGCUGUGAUGAAAACCCUUGCGGAUCGGGGUCACAACAUCACAGUGGUGACCCAGAUGAAACCGAAAUUGGCAGCGCAUGAAAAUAUCACUGUGAUUGUGGCACCACCGACUCCCGAACGAAAGAAAUUCAUCGACGAAUAUAUGAAGGAAACAUUCAAUGACAAACCUUCUAUCUGGACGACCAUGCUAAAAGCCGUCACCCAGGCGAAUGUUCAGUUGGAGGGACAGCGUGAGUUUAUGGUGCAUCCCGAUUUUAAGGAGCUGUACGAGAAUCCAAAGACCAAAUUUGAUUUGGUGAUCUUGGGUCCGAUGGCCAACGACUUUCAGCUGGGCAUUGCAGCCAAGCUCCGCUGUCCGGUGAUCAUAACUUGGGUGGGCGUGCCACUGCCCUUUAUGGACGUUAUUGUGGGAAAUGUCAAUGAUCCAUCCUAUGUGCCCAGCUUGAAUGUAGCCCUCGAAGCUGGCCAAAACACCAUGAAAUUUACCCAAAGAUUUGGAAACUUUUUCAAGCAUUCCUUCCUGAGCGUAGUGAAUAAACUAUUGAACUACAAGAUGAACCAGAUGUACGAGGAAGCUUUUGCCAAUGAGACAGAUCCUGAGUUCCCCAACUACUACGAAAUGAAGCGUCGCAUAUCCUUGCUGUUCUACAACUACCAUUCGCCCAGCGAAGGACCCAUCAGACCAACAGUUCCGCAAUCGAUUGAAAUUGGAGGGAUACAGGUUAAAGAGCAGUCGGAUCCACUGCCCAAGGAACUAGCCCAGUUCCUCGAUAAUGCCGACGAGGGCGCCAUAUUUUUCAGUUUGGGCACCAAUGUGAAUACCAAUAACUUUGGACCCGACUUUGCAGAUAUCCUGUACAAAGUGCUCUCCAAACUGCCCCAGAGAGUCGUGUGGAAAUGGGAGGAUCUGAGCAAUAAGCCAGGGAAUUCGUCUAACAUUUACUUUAGCAAUUGGCUGCCGCAGGACGAUAUCCUAGCUCAUCCAAAGGUAAAACUGUUCAUCACCCACGCUGGCAAGGGCGGAGUGGCGGAGGCCCAAUACCAUGGGGUUCCCAUGCUGGCAUUGCCCAUUUUUGGAGAUCAACAGGGAAACGCUGAGAUCAUGACAAAGUCGGGUUUUGGCCGUUGGUUGGAUAUUCACACAAUGACGGCACAGGAACUGGAGGAGAAUAUCCGUGAGGUCCUGGAGAAGCCAUCAUAUCGAGAGGCCAUCGGCAAAUUCUCCACCCUCUAUAGGGAUCGUCCCUUGACCGCCCGGCAAUCGGUUGUCUACUGGACCGAGUACGUGUUGCGUCACCAGGGAGCCUAUCAUCUGCAGAGUCCCCUCAUCCACAUGGAUUUUGUGGCCAGCAGCAAUCUCGAUGUCUACGGAAUAGUUCUCCUCGCCAGUCUGUCGCUACUCAUUUUACUCAAAAUAAUAUUUAAAUUCAUAUUUCGCAAGGUUUUAAGAGUUGUGCGUGGCCACAGUUAUCGCGCCAAAACAUUGCCUAACAAGCUUAAAAAUAAUUAACCGUUCAGCCAUCUUAUCAUUGCGUAUACGUAAUAUCACUGGGCGUUAUGAAAUACGAAAGUGCAUGAAUGUGUUGCUGCGGGGUCAGUGAUCAAGUAGGUAGUCUAGUCUGCUCUUAGGAAUAAUCAAAUUAAUAAAUUAAUACUAAUAAAAAAGAAUAAC
Drosophila takahashii is the source of this 1887-nucleotide messenger RNA. It is a transcript of the gene Ugt37E1, whose product is annotated as UDP-glycosyltransferase family 37 member E1. The record is from RefSeq and is a predicted model, not a curated record. Gene Ontology annotation, molecular function: UDP-glycosyltransferase activity. Lineage: Eukaryota; Metazoa; Arthropoda; Insecta; Diptera; Drosophilidae.